Messenger RNA from Klebsormidium nitens, 3244 nucleotides. The record is from the annotation of a GenBank genome assembly. NCBI's taxonomy places the organism in Eukaryota, Viridiplantae, Streptophyta, Klebsormidiophyceae, Klebsormidiales, Klebsormidiaceae.
AUGGCAUCCCCAGCUUGGGAAGCCGACAAGAUGCUUGAUGCAUACAUCUAUGACUACUUGCAAAAACGGAAACUCGCGAGGUCAGCUGAGGCCUUCAUGAUGGAAGCAAACGUGUCUGCUGAUCCUGUUGCAAUCGAUGCCCCUGGGGGUUUCCUCUUCGAAUGGUGGUCAGUGUUCUGGGACAUCUUCAUCGCUCGGACAAACGAGAAGCAUUCAGACGUUGCGCACUCCUACAUUGAGGCUCAGCAGGCUAAGGUGAAGGAGCAGCGGCAACAGGCCCUGCAGCAGCAGCAGCAGGCGCAGCUGCAUGCCCAGCAGCAACAGAUUCAGCAGCAACAACAGGCCCAACAGGGCCUCGCGUCGCAACAGCAGGCAACCUCGCAGUGGCAGCUGUUGCAGAACCAGCUUCAAAUGCAGCAGCAACGUCAGGCGGCACAGAGGCGAGAAAAUGCUCCCAAUGGGGCAACGCAAUCUGGCAUUACGACGGAGACCCUGAUGCGGCACUCUCCUGCUAACCUCCUUGCGACCAAGCUGUACCAGGAGAACUUGAAAAGUCCAAGGCUUCCAGAGGGGAUGAGUCUGGACGAAGCGAUUCUUAAACGAUAUGCGGAGGCGAAUGCGGGCCAGAUCUUGCAACCGCAACAGCAAGCCACCUUGCUUCGGUCCACAUCUGCAAACACGUCCGGAUUGCCGAACUCGUUGUCUGAUCUGGACACCUCCAUAGCAAGACAAAUCUUGGCAGCCAACGGAGCUAGUAAUGCUGCAGUUAUUCAACAGGCACGGACGCAGCUUCUAUCGCCGGGGCUGAACCAGGAUGACAAGUCGUCGAUCAUGGGGAGGCAGAGCAGCCCCCCGAGAGCGGACAUGGUGGCUGCGCUGACCAAAGCGGGCUUCUCUGCCGGCCAGUUGGCCACUCAGGCACUUGGCAAGAACUGGCCGGCGGCCAACAUUGAGCAGAUCCGGCAGCAGCAGCAGCAGCAAGCCGCACAUCAGCAGCUCCAACAGGCGGCUCAGCAGCAGCAAGCGGCGGCGCAACAGCAACAGCAGCAAAAUCAACAACAAGCCCAACAGGCCCAGCAGCAGCAGCAGCAGACCUCUCAUCAGCCGCCGCAGCUGCAGCGGCAGGGCAGCAAUGUGUCCGCCGGCCAGUUCCAGUUCCAGUCCCCCCAGCAGUAUCAGCAGUUCCAGAUGCUCAGCCCCCUGCAGCAGCGAGAGCUGCUCAUGCACGCACAGGCGCAGCAGGCAGCGGCAUUGGGACAAAACCAACAAGAAAGGUUGCGCCAGAUGAUGGCCGGGAAGGGCUUUGGGCACGAGGGCAGCCAAAACGGCAGCCCCGGGGCGAGCUCCAACAGCCAGGGCCCCACGCUGCCCCUCCAACAGCAGGAGCUGCUGCUCAAGUUGCAAGCCCAGCGGUCUGCCAACCAACUCCAGGCACAGUUCCACCAGCAACAACAACAAGUGGCAGCAGCCGCUGCCGCGUUGCAAAAGGGGGGCCAGAACGGCCCCGGAAACUCCCCCCACCUUCAACAACUACUACGGCAGAGUUCCAACCACUCUCUGCAAGUGGGGGCAAACGGGGUGAUCCCCCAACCCGGGGGGGAUCACCCGGCAACUUCCACUGACAGCCGAAAGACUGGAAAGGGGGCCGGGGGAAGGAAACGGAAACAACCGGGAACGAAUUCGAACGCAGUGCCAACCUCGAGCACGGGGACGGGAACCACAGUGGGGGGUUCGAUGGCGGGGGCGUCGGAGCCCCCCACACCGACGACUAACCGGAACGAGGCGCUUCUGGCGAGUUUACAGCAGUCGAGCGACGCGUUGAGGGGGGCGCACGUGGGGUAUGGAGAGGGAAGGGCCGACGCGCAAGCCACUAGUGACCCCAGUCCCGAGGACGGUUCCAUUGAUCACGUCGAAACUUUCCUUUCGGCCGAGGCCGCAGACGACCUGCAUUUGCGGGAUGCGUUAUUUGCUGCAAAUAAGGAGGACGAACCGCACCCCAAACAGGUGGUGACGUCAGGCUUUUUGUUCGCUGAAUGCGGAGUGUUGCGUGCGAGCACGGGGAAAGUGGUCAGCUGUCACUUUUCCCUGGACGGCAAAAUCCUGGCCACUGCGGGCCACGAUAAGAAGGCUAUCUUGUGGGACGUGGACACGCAAAAGAUCCGGAAUCGGCUAGAGGAGCACACACUAAUCAUCACGGACGUCCGGUUCGCCGCUACCUCCAACCGGCUUGCGACGUCGUCCUUUGACAAGACUGUUCGCGUGUGGGACGCUGACAGCGAGAGUUCGUGUUCGCUGCGCACGUUUGCGCGCCACCAGCAGUCGGUGAUGUCAGUCGACUUCCACCCCGCGAAUGAUGACGUUGUGUGCUCGUGUGACUCCGAUGGGGAGGUGCGCAUGUGGAGCGUCGACAAAGGCACGUGCACACGAGUGUUCAAGGGCGCGUCGAUGCAAGUCCGAUUCCAACCUCGGACAGGUCUGCUGCUCGCCAUGGCGUCCGAGGACUCCGUGACCAUGUACGACCUCGAAUCGGAACAGCCCCGAUUCACGUUGCAGCGGCACGCGGAGCCCGUGCAAGCCGUGUGCUGGGACCCAAUGGGUGACGUCAUGGCGUCCGUCAGCGAGGACAGCGUCCGCAUCUGGGCGUUCGGGACGGGCGGGGGCGAGGGGGAGUGCCUGCACGAGCUCAUCAGCAGCGGCAACAAGUUCCACUCGUGCGUCUUCCACCCGACAUACACGUCGCUCCUCGUCAUCGGAUGCUAUGAGUCUCUGGAGCUUUGGAACAUGAUGGAGAACAAGAGUAUGACAGUGAUGGCCCAUGAGGGCCUUAUAGCAUCCCUUGCACAGUCACGGGUGACCGGAAUGGUCGCCUCCGCCAGCCACGACAAAUCUGUCAAGCUGUGGAAGUGACAUGAACUGGCGGAAAGGGAGCUGGUGGGGGCAUCUGACUCGAAGGGAUAUACUAAUGAACAGAUUCGGAGAGGUGUUAUGAGUUUGUCAACUCCCGGGCGAUGGGGUAAAGCCUGUUGUCCGAUGUGUUGUCCGAUGGGCAAGCUCGCCUGUUCGAUGGCGUUGCAAGGUGGCUUAGAAAUUGUUUAAGGAUAGGCUAUCCUUAACAACGCUUGGUUAUUCUUAACAACGUACGGUAAUCGCGCGUAGGUGUUCGAGUCGUCUAAGUGCGUCCCUCCAGCCCGUAGCAAGACAUCAAAGAUGUUGGCAAUCUGGGGCAGUGCAACCUAAUAAACUU